Metarhizium album ARSEF 1941 is the source of this 1641-nucleotide messenger RNA. Its product is annotated as Xanthine/uracil/vitamin C permease. Gene Ontology annotation, biological process: transmembrane transport. Gene Ontology annotation, cellular component: plasma membrane. NCBI's taxonomy places the organism in Eukaryota, Fungi, Ascomycota, Sordariomycetes, Hypocreales, Clavicipitaceae. Bases 1 to 1641 code for a protein of 546 amino acids. Gene Ontology annotation, molecular function: purine nucleobase transmembrane transporter activity. The record is from RefSeq and is a predicted model, not a curated record. The transcript has 9 exons.
AUGGAACUCCGCAAGUUCUUCCGUUCCAUCGAUCUUUGGGUGGCCAACUCCCGCUUCGGGAGCUACUUUCGUCUCGGGGACAGCGACAACCCCGACAAGAUUGACGGCGCAAGCUUCUGCCGCGAAAUCCGAGCUGGCCUGACCACCUUUGCCACAAUGGCCUACAUCAUCUCCGUCAACGUCCGCCGUGUGCCCCCUUAUGUUCGACGAGAGCUGAUCACGGCCACGGCCGCCAUCGCGGGCCUUUCUUCUCUCGUAUUUGGCAUUGUUACAAAUCUUCCCGUGGCUCUCGCCCCGGGAAUGGGACUCAACGCCUAUUUCGCCUUCCAGGUCGUCGGUGUAAACGGAGACGGCAAGAUUCCAUAUCAAACCGCCCUCACGGCCGUCUUCAUCGAAGGCAUCAUUUUCGUCGUACUAGCACUCAGCGGCAUGAGGCAGUGGCUGGUCAAGCUCAUCCCGUCCACGCUAAAGGUCGCCACCGGGGUCGGCAUUGGCUUCUUACUGACCGAGAUCGGGCUCUCCUACUCGGUUGGCAUUGGAGCCAUCACAGGCGGCGGCCGAGCAACACCACUGGCCCUGGGAGGAUGCCCGCCCGAGCUCCUGAGCGCGACGACCGGAAUGUGUGAAUCCGGCCAAAUGACUAAUCCCAAGUUGUGGCUUGGCGUCUUUUGCGGCGGUAUCGUCACGGCUUUCCUCAUGGCAUACCGCAUCAAGUACUCGCUCGUCAUCGGAAUCGCCCUCGUCUCUGUGAUAUCCUGGCCUCGCAACACACCCGUCACCUACUUCCCAGACACGGACGAGGGCAACUCACGCUUCGACUUCUUCAAGCAAAUCGUCGCCUGGCACCCCAUGAGCAAGACCCUGAACCAACUCGACUGGACCUUUUCCAGCGGCAGUUCGCAGUUCGCACUCGCCCUCUUCACGUUCCUCUACGUCGACAUCAUCGACGCCACAGCCACGUUGUACUCCAUGGUCCGCUUCUGCGGCGUCGACGACCGCAAGGACGGCGAUUUCCGUCGUUCCACACUGGCAUACUGCACCGACGCCUUGUUCAUCUCCAUCGGCGCCCUGUUUGGAUUGUCCCCUGUCACGGCAUUCAUCGAGAGCGGAGCCGGUAUCGCUGAAGGCGGGCGGACCGGAAUCACAGCCAUCGUCUCGGGCUUGUGUUUUCUCACCUCCAUCUUCUUCGCCCCUGUUUUCGCCUCUCUUCCUCCCUGGGCAACUGGGUGCACAUUAAUCAUGAUAACGCAGGUCAACUGGUACUAUAUCGGGGAUGUAUUGCCUUCUUUUAUAGUCAUGACCUUUAUACCGUUCAGCUACAGCGUUGCCUACGGUCUCAUUGCAGGGAUAUUCGUGUACACAAUACUGAACGGCCUAGUUGGAAUAAUUGUCCACGUCAGCGGUGGACGCAUCGAACCACGCGAGUACGACCUCAAAGAGUACUGGACCUGGAAGGGGAUCGGUCGUCCACCCUGGUUUGUAAGAGUCAUGAAGCGCCACCGUCGGUGCCGCGACGAGGGCGGCAACACCAUUACCUCCGGCAGCAACGGCACCGACGACAUGGAUGGCUCUUCCUCCAUGACCCGAGUCAAAACCAUUUCGAACGACUACUCCGCCGCAAAUGGCGGAGCAAAGAUGUGA